Messenger RNA from Pecten maximus, 2795 nucleotides. Its product is annotated as sodium- and chloride-dependent GABA transporter 1-like. Gene Ontology annotation, cellular component: membrane. Lineage: Eukaryota; Metazoa; Mollusca; Bivalvia; Pectinida; Pectinidae. Gene Ontology annotation, biological process: sodium ion transmembrane transport. The record is from RefSeq and is a predicted model, not a curated record. The coding region runs from base 138 to 2117 and encodes 659 amino acids. The transcript has 14 exons.
AAUUAAUCUAAUGACACUCCCCCUAUUGUGAACGGCCGGCGGCUCUGUGGAAAAUACCCGCUCACCACGUGGUCGGUUCGCGCCGAUCGAUCAAAUCUCAUCAUUCUCCGGGAACUCGUUAACAAAGACGCACGUUCAUGAUGAGCAAAAUGUCAGAGGAAAACCAAGUGGUGAUGACUAAGUUUAUAUCCGAAAAGGAGAAAGCAUUAGAAACCCCCACUGACUCUUCUGUGGUGAGUAGCUGUUCCACUGUGUACAGUGGAGAUGAGACUUCCCGUGGGAACUGGUCUGGCCGUAUGGACUUUCUGCUGUCCUGUGUCGGCUUUGCUGUCGGACUUGGAAAUAUCUGGAGAUUUCCUUACUUAUGCUAUAAGAGUGGAGGAGGUGCCUUCCUGAUCCCCUAUGUAAUAUUCCUGGCCCUUUGUGGAAUUCCUCUGUUCUUCCUAGAGGUCUCCUAUGGACAAUUUGCCAGUCUCAGUCCUAUCACAGUAUGGAGGAUUUGUCCUUUGUUCAAAGGUAUUGGGUACGGUAUGGUGAUCAUCUCCGGUAUCGUAUGUAUAUAUUACAACAUCAUCAUCACCUGGACGAUAUACUACCUGUACUACUCCUUCCGGGCCGUCCUACCCUGGAGUACCUGUGACAAUUGGUGGAACACAGAACAAUGUUUUUUGAGAACAAAGGAUUCGAGGGACAAUGUUACCAUGGCUACCAUGUUAUCAAACCAAACCGUCAAUGGUAGUGUUUCCCUGUUGUACAACAUUUCAAUGACAACUAUGUCACCAGCAGAUAACGGAACAGACCUCAAAACAGCAAGUGAGGAAUUCUGGCAGCGUGGAGUUCUACAGCUGUCUCCCGGUAUAGAGGAUAUGGGUGAACUCCGAUGGGAUCUCCUCAUCUGUCUGUUUGUUGCCUGGGUCAUUGUGUUUCUCUGUCUGUUUAAAGGUGUCAAGUCUUCUGGAAAGGUUGUAUAUGUGACGCCCACUUUCCCGUAUCUUGUGUUGCUGAUUCUACUUAUACGAGGAGUGACAUUGCCAGGAGCAGGAGAUGGAAUCCGUUUCUACCUUGUACCUGACUGGAAUAAACUAGCUACAUUUCAGGUUUGGGGAGACGCAGCUGUCCAGAUAUUUUACUCCGUGGGUAUGGCAUGGGGAGGUCUCAUCACCAUGGCGAGUUACAACAAGUUCCACAACAACGUGUACAGAGAUGCCAUGAUAGUUCCCCUGAUCAACUGUGGUACAAGUGUAUUUGCUGGUCUCGUUAUUUUCUCGGUGUUGGGAUUUAUGGCACACGAAACUGGAGUGGACAUUGAAAAAGUUGUUACGCAAGGACCAGGACUAACGUUUGUGGCUUACCCAGAGGCUGUCGCUAAGCUACCGAUCUCACCAUUGUGGGCGGUGCUUUUCUUCCUGAUGUUGUUUACGAUUGGUUUGGAUAGCCAGUUUGGAAUGUUUGAAACCAUGACUAGUGCAUUCGUAGACGAGUUUCCAGACCUACUGAAAAACAGGAAGGAGCUUUUCACUGCCUUUAUGUGUUUUGUGGAGUUCUUAAUAGGCAUUCCCUGUGUUAUGCAGGGAGGCAUGUACGUACUACAGAUCAUGGAUUGGUAUUGCUCCACAUUUUCCCUGAUGAUCCUCUCCCUCACAGAGUGUAUAGUGAUUGGCUGGAUUUAUGGUGCUGACCGUUUCUACAGAGACAUUGAGUUAAUGAUUGGGUAUCAGCCGAGUGCCUGGUGGAAAAUCUGCUGGUGUUAUAUCACUCCCGUCCUCAUUCUGUUUAUAUGGCUGUUCAGCGUGACCCAGCUGAGACCUGUGACCUACGGAGACUACCACUACCCCCAGUGGGCCAUUAACCUUGGUUGGUUCCUCGGACUUAUCUCCCUUGUACCAGUUCCUAUAUGCGCUAUUAUAGCUAUUUAUAAGGAGACUGGACCUAUUGUAUUGAGAGUGAAGAAACUGUUGAAGCCUUCCGAGAAUUUUGGACCUGCAGUACCUAAAUAUAGAGAAGAGUAUCUUGAGACAGUAGAAAAACGUCGGUCAUAUUUCCCUACUAUCGAUCUGAGGUGUCGACAUACGUCAGAAAUUACUGAGACCCGAGAGGCUCAAAACUUCCUCAGCUGAUGGAAGAUCUAGAUAAUUAUCAAUAGGUGUGUUUUAAUAGAUGUCAAUACAAUUUAGAAGUAUAGUAAAUAACCUUUUUUUAAAGUCAUUUUUAAAAGAAACGGUACUUGUUUUCCAAAUCUUUCAUUUGGUUUUAGUGUAUGUAUAAACUUUAUUGAUUACCAUUUUAAACUAGAUAGUUAAAUGUUUUGAUAUUUUUUACUUGAAAUAUGUGAUAAAGAAACAAUCAUAGUGAUUUAAAAUCCUUAUAAUUUUAACCUCAUUGCAAUAAAAAAAAUGCAUGUUUUGAAUUAAGUAUAUAAUCGGUUGCUAUUUCAGACAAUGUCAGUGUCCGGCUUUGUGAUGGUGCUUAUUUUUUUAUUAUUUUUUUUUUUUUCAAUUUUGAAAAUUCAUUUAUAAACCAUAAAAGCAUCAUGUCAUACUUGUAUCUUAUGUGUAUAAACAGUGUAAACCACUUUUGUUUACAUUAAUAUACACUCGUCAAGUUUCAGCAGGCAUACAUGGAAUUAAGGCAGAGCUUCCGCGUCCGUCUGGCCAUCUGUCUAGUUAAAUGUUUAGGUUUCUUCAGUGGUCAACAGACAGAUCAUGUGUUAUGGUCCUCAUUUUUUGGUGGGGAUGUUCUCGUGGGGUCUAACAUUGACAAUAUGGAAUUAAUUUUGGGGCUUUAAAUUUCUCUGG